Athalia rosae (coleseed sawfly) is the source of this 300-nucleotide messenger RNA. RefSeq lists its product as uncharacterized. The record is from RefSeq and is a predicted model, not a curated record. The transcript has 3 exons. NCBI's taxonomy places the organism in Eukaryota, Metazoa, Arthropoda, Insecta, Hymenoptera, Athaliidae. Bases 1 to 300 code for a protein of 99 amino acids.
AUGAAAAAAAUAGAACAAGAAGCAUCUUUUGAACUACCAAGAAAAAUUUUAGCUGGUCUUCUGAACAAGGGACAAUUUUUCCAAGAUAUUUUUGCUGAGCAACCAACACCGAAUAAGAUUCAAUUCGGACACGUUUGCGAGAAUCCACGGGAGUGGGAACAACGCUUUGAGGAGAGAGAUUUGGAAACUAACCGUCAUCAGGGAAAAGUGAGAUGGGGCGAUCAAAACGGAGCCUACGGAGAACAUUACUGGGAUUUAAAUCACGCAGGUGUUAAUGAUGAAGAACAUGAAGAAAGAUAA